AUGUCGAAUAUUGAAGCUUCGGGUUCUGUUAAGGAGAGCCGUGAUCAGGAGAAGGACGGUAUGGCUGCUGAUGAUGUGUCGUAUCAUGUCAGCACUGUCAAUGAACUUGGUAACGUUGUUGAUCCUGUUUUGUCGGCUAAGAUCAAUCUUGUCAACGAGACCAUCAAUGAAAUUGGAUGGACCAAUUUCCAUCUCAAGCUAUGCUGUCUCACAGGCUUUGGCUUCGCAGCUGACUCCCUGGUAGCCUUUCUCCAGAGCGUUGCAGCCGGCCAAGCCUACCUUGAGAUCGGUCAUGGAGGCUAUCCUACUGGCUCAACUAUGGCUCUGUAUGCAGGACUCCAGAUGGGAGCUCUCUUCUGGGGUUUCGGUGCUGAUAUCAUCGGUCGAAGAAUCGCCUUCAAUACUACUCUCUUCAUCGCUGCCAUUGCUACCAUCGUUGCAGGAGCUGGUCCCAGCUGGGUCGCCUUCUGUGUCUUCGUUGCCUUUCUUGGCUUUGGAGCAGGUGGUAAUCUUGUUUUGGACCCAACUGUCAUGCUGGAGUUUGUCCCUGCGAAGCAGCAGUGGGUUAUUACUGCUAUGGCUGGAUGGUGGGGUAUUGGUCAGGCCAGCGCUGGCUUCAUCGCCUGGGGCUACUAUUCUCGAAACGAUUGGACUUGCGUCGCUACGGUCGAGACAUGCACAUGGCAGAACAACAAAUCUUGGAGACUCAUCAUGUUCACCGGCGGAGCCCUCAUGUUCGUCAUGUCUGCCCUGCGUAUCCUCAUCAUCCGACUCCCUGAGACUCCAAAGUUCUUGGUUACCAACGGCAAAGAGGAGGAGCUUGUUGCUAUGCUUCAGAAGCUUGCCAGCACCUACAAGAGACCUUGCUCAUUGACGCUUGAGGGUCUUCAGGCUUGUGGUACAGCUCAUAUUCCCGAGCACGGUGGUAGCAAGGGAUUGGCUGUUCGUGGCUUGGGUAAGAGUCUCGUUGGCCACGUCAAGGGACUCUUUUCGACCAAGAAGCUGGCUCUGUCGACUUGUCUCAUCUGGUUGUCUUGGACUUUGAUCGGUCUUGGAUAUCCUCUGUUCUUCCUCUAUCUCCCAUCCCUUCUCAGCAGCCGUCUUCCCGACUACAAGCCGUCCUUCACCGAGACCUGGCGCGAUUACACCAUCACCAACAUCUGCGCCAUCUUCGGGCCUCUCAUUGCUGCUGGUCUUGCUGAAGUGGGCUUCCUUGGACGACGAUACACAAUGGCCAUUGGAGCUGUGAUCACAGCCAUCUUCUUCUUCUGCUACACCAUCAUCAAGACUCCUGCUCAGAAUCUUGCCAUAAGCAGCUGCAUCUCUGUUUGCAUCAACCUCUACUACGGUACACUCUACGCAUACACUGCUGAAGUGUUCCCGUCUGAGCACCGGACUACAGGCAAUGGUAUCGCAGUCUCGCUUAACCGUAUCAUGGGUCUCCUUUCCGCUGUCAUUGCGGUGACUGCUGAUACUACCACUAUAGCUCCAUUGUACAUCUCUGGGGCUUUGUUCUUUGUCAUGGCUAUCGUUUCUGUCAUUCUGCCAUUCGAGCCAUAUGGUCGAAGUGCAUCUUAG
This is a messenger RNA of Fusarium fujikuroi IMI 58289, 1578 nucleotides long. RefSeq names its product related to synaptic vesicle transporter SV2 (major facilitator superfamily). Lineage: Eukaryota; Fungi; Ascomycota; Sordariomycetes; Hypocreales; Nectriaceae. Gene Ontology annotation, biological process: transmembrane transport. Gene Ontology annotation, cellular component: membrane. Gene Ontology annotation, molecular function: transmembrane transporter activity. The coding region runs from base 1 to 1578 and encodes 525 amino acids. The transcript has 5 exons. The record is from RefSeq and is a predicted model, not a curated record.